CGUCACGCGUGCGUGUGUCUCGCGUCGAGCGGCCCAAAUAAGCACGUUUGGGGUGUAGGUGCACGCUAUUACCGAUUGCGGGGCUUUAGGGGUAGAUACUUGAUAGUUGGCCUUUUGUUGUGUGCACAGUAGUAAGCGGUGGUGUGGCAUUUUCAAGCCGCUGGUGCGUCGAGCAAUGGCGGUUACAGCGUUAUCAUUCCAGUGGAUGGAUGCACUGGAAAAGGAGUUCGAUGUCACCUUCGUUGACCUAGACACCAUUCUUGGCAGCGGCGUGCUCGACUCGCUGGACGAGGCGGCCGACUCGCUGCCCGAGGCGGACGAGGCGGGCGGCCUGACGGCGGCUGUACGCCACAAGCUGGCCGCGCUCGCCUCCUGUUGGGCGCAGCUCGUCCACAAGACGCAGACCGUUUUCCAGAACAACGCCAAGCUCGAGGCGGCGCUGGUGCACGUGCGGGACGAGCUGCAGGAGGCAGAGGCGGCGCGCUGUGUUAUGGAGAAGGAGAUGAAGGAGCUGCUGCUGCAACUGCAUUCUAUCCAGCUUCAGCUACACAAACAGACGACCGUCGGCACCGACUCGGACAACAUCAUCAAAAAAUUGGACUCUGAUCUGUACCUGCGCCGGCGGGACCUGAUGCGUGAGGAGAAGCUGCUGGCCGAGCUGCGCUGCCUGCGCUCCGAAGCGGACCAGCUGAACGGCUACAUCGUCAGCCUGCAGAGCGAGGUGGUUGGCUGCCGUCUAGCCGCCAAGUACAUGGACAAGGAGCUGGCGGGCAGAAUCCAGCAGAUCCAGCUGCUGGGCCGCGGUCUGCACGGGCCGGAGCACGGCCGGCUGUGGGCGCAGCUGGAGGCCGAGAUCCAGCUGCACCGGCACAAGACUCUCAUCCGCGCCUGUCGCAGCAGGAUGUGGCGUGAUCCGCCGGGGGAACCGAAGCUGACCGGACCGCGGCUGGUGCACGUCACCAAGGCCGACAAGGAGGGUCUGGGCAUGUCCAUCACGGGUGGAGAGGAGCACGGCGUGCCGAUCGUGGUGUCGGCCCUGAAGCCGGGCGGACCCGCCGACCGCUCGGGUCUGGUGCACGUGGGCGAUACCAUCCUGUCGGUGAACGAUAUCAGCCUGCAGCAGGUGCGGCACCAGGAGGCAGUGGAGGUGCUGUCAUCUGUGACCGGCGACAUCAAGCUCGAGUUGCAGUAUGUGCCGACGAUAGCGGAGGACCUCAGUGAAGGCAUAUACGACAUGGGACACUUCAGGUACGACAUGCUGGAGGACUCGCCGCUGUCGCCGGUGCCGGUCCGAGAGAACGGCGCGGCCCGACCUGCGCUGCCGACGCGGACGGCCGCCAGCCGGCCGGGCGCCGCUCAGAAACAGGGACCGCUCCCGGCGGUGCCCAGGUCGUGGCAGCAAAGCCGGCCCCGGCCAGCUAUUGGCUGGGUUGGCGACAGGCGCAAAAAGUUGCGCAUUUGGGUCAAGUUCAUCGCCGUCUGGGCCGCGUGA
This is a messenger RNA of Pollicipes pollicipes, 1492 nucleotides long. Its product is annotated as Golgi-associated PDZ and coiled-coil motif-containing protein. Lineage: Eukaryota; Metazoa; Arthropoda; Thecostraca; Pollicipedomorpha; Pollicipedidae. Gene Ontology annotation, biological process: negative regulation of protein localization to cell surface. The record is from RefSeq and is a predicted model, not a curated record. The transcript is spliced from 12 exons. Gene Ontology annotation, cellular component: Golgi apparatus; membrane; trans-Golgi network transport vesicle. Bases 176 to 1492 code for a protein of 438 amino acids. Gene Ontology annotation, molecular function: transmembrane transporter binding.